UCCCAUCCCCUGAGACCGCUGCCUUUAAAAGCUGCUGGGGAAGCCGGCCUGGGGUCAUCCGCUCUUGCGUGCAGCCCAGCGCCAAAGGGGACUCUGAACUCCGAACCCAGGACUCCCGGCUCCCAGUUCGGUUCAACUCUUCAACUUGCACGAGGUCGCGCCGAACUCCGGCAAGAACAGGAUCGGCACAUCAGUGAACAUCUGACCAGCUGCCUCUCUAGUCUCCAGGCUCAGGUGGGUGAGCAGAUCCACCGGCCCUACCAUGCUUGUCCUUCUCCUGGGCCUCAUGGCCGGAGCCUGCUUCUCCUUUGUGCCAGAGAAGGAGAAGAAUCCUCAGUAUUGGAGGGACCAGGCCCAGCAGACCCUCCAGCAUGCCCUCAAACUCCAGAACCUCAACACCAACGUGGCCAAGAAUGUGAUCUUGUUUCUGGGAGAUGGAAUGGGGGUGUCCACUGUCACUGCUGCCCGGAUCCUCAAAGGCCAGCUUCACCACAUGCCCGGAGAGGACUUCCAGCUCGAAAUGGACAAGUUUCCCUUCGUAGCGCUGUCCAAGACAUACAACACCAAUGCCCAGGUUCCUGACAGUGCUGGGACAGCCACGGCUUACCUCUGUGGAGUGAAGAGCAAUGAGGGAACGCUUGGUGUGAGUGCAGCAGUCGUCAGAUCACAGUGCAACACCACAAGAGGCAAUGAAGUCACCUCCAUCUUACGCUGGGCCAAGGAUUCUGGCAAAUCUGUUGGCAUUGUGACUACCACCCGAGUGAACCAUGCCACACCCAGCGCUGCCUACGCACACUCUGCUGAUAGGGAUUGGUAUUCAGACAACGAGAUGCCCCCUGAGGCCUUGGAUCAGGGCUGCAAGGACAUAGCCCACCAGCUGGUCCACAACAUCCCAGAUAUUGAGGUAAUCAUGGGUGGAGGCCGGAAAUACAUGUUUCCUAAGAAUGCAACAGAUGUGGAGUACGGGAAUGAUGAGAAGGCGAGAGGGACAAGGCUGGAUGGCCAGGUCCUCGUCAAUGUCUGGAAGGACAAGAAGCCUCCAAACAAGAAUGCCCACUAUGUCUGGAACCGCAUGCAGCUGCUAGAACUGGACUUGAACCGUGUGGACUUCCUCCUAGGACUUUUUGAGCCAAUGGAUAUGACCUAUGAACUCAACAGAAACAACCAGACAGACCCAUCACUGACCGAGAUGGUGGAGGUGGCCAUCAAGAUCCUGAGUAGGAACCCUAAAGGCUUUUUCCUGCUGGUAGAAGGGGGUCGGAUUGACCAUGGCCACCAUGAGGGAAAGGCCAAACAAGCUUUGCAUGAAGCGGUGGAGAUGGACCGGGCCAUCGGGCGUGCUGGUGCCCUGACCUCCCUGGAAGAUACCCUGACUGUGGUUACAGCAGACCACUCCCACGUAUUCACCUUUGGUGGCUACACCCCCCGAGGGAACUCCAUCUUUGGGCUUGCCCCCAUGGUGAGUGACACAGAUAAGAAACCUUUCACCUCUAUCCUCUAUGGAAAUGGGCCUGGCUACAAGGUCGUGGCUGGCGAGAGGGAGAAUGUUUCCACUGUGGACUAUGCUCAUGACAACUACCAGGCCCAGGCAGCGGUGCCCCUGCGACAUGAAACCCAUGGGGGUGAAGACGUGGCUGUGUUUGCCAAGGGUCCCAUGGCUCAUCUCCUGCACGGCGUCCAUGAGCAAAACUACAUUCCCCACGUCAUGGCCUACGCAUCCUGCAUUGGGGCCAACAAAGACCAUUGCCGAUCUCACUCAUCGGCCGGGCCGGCCCCACAACCGGCACUGUUCCCAGGCCUCCUCACCAUUUUCCUCCUGCUCAGUCUCUUAUUCUAAGGCCAGUCAUAUCCCGGCCCAGGACAGCCGGCUCACCACCCAUAGCUGGGGCCCCGGAUUCCCUUUCUGACUCUGCCCUUGAUGCUCACUGGGCCUGAAGCCUCAACCCCCAUCAUCAACCUUGUAUCUGGAGUACCUCAGGGCAAAUGUCCUGUGUCAGCGUGGGGCACAGUGGACAGGUGGGGGUAGCUAAAGGCCAUAGACCCACUGCUGCCCAUGGCUAGAGGCUGCCAUAUUCCGCUUUGACAUCCAAGACCCAAAAGGAACUUAGGGGACCCCACCAAGCCAAAGUCUGUGGCUCUGCUGCUCUCCCUCUGGGGUAUGAACUUGAAAGCAACAGGAUUUCUUAUGAGGGGGAGCAGGGAGCUAUGCAGGCCUGCUCGUCCGUCAGACAGGUCACGCACGAGGCAGUGUCUGACACUCUGGCCCCUGCUGUUUCUUUCCCAAGAAGUACCCCAGAGAAAAAGUGAACAGGACUCUGACACAUGGGUCCCCUCACCCCCAUUGUCCCCUGGGCAUGGUACAGACAUGGGGAGGUGCCCAGAGCCUCCUAUUUGGAAAGCAAAUGUCCUUCUCUUGCCCUGGAGGGUGCUGACCACAUUGUGUGUAACAGAUUCCUCACCCUUGCCCUGGGGAGGCACCUUGUCCUUCCCCCCCCCCCAUUUUUAGCCCAUGGGACACUAGAUCUCACCAGGAGGGCAGGUGGUACCUGCAGAGGGACUAGCUUAUAUUCUCUGGCAGCAUCAAGACAUGCUGGACCCCUGGGCUGGGUAUAGGGGGUAUACAUGGUUCCAAGGGAGGAGCCGGAAUCUUUCUUCCUACAGACUCCCUUUCCUCCCUCUCCUCCCCACCCCUCCCCCCCUCCCCCCACCCCAACUCUAGUUCCUCUCAUGGGUCCAGCCCUCAGCCUAAUGAAGAGCUGUUGGGAACAUCAAGAGAGAGGGGGCCAGAUGACAAAGCCUUGGGGAGGGAAGGAACAGGGAAGGGGACAGACAGACAGACAGACAUCUCUCUUCUUCCUUGUUGCUGUAUUUGCCAUUUUUAAUCUCCCACAAA
Molecule: messenger RNA, 2893 nt
Organism: Dromiciops gliroides (monito del monte)
Lineage: Eukaryota; Metazoa; Chordata; Mammalia; Microbiotheria; Microbiotheriidae
Product: alkaline phosphatase, tissue-nonspecific isozyme-like
Exons: 12
Coding region: 263-1837 (524 amino acids)
Biological process (GO): dephosphorylation
Cellular component (GO): plasma membrane
Molecular function (GO): alkaline phosphatase activity
Source: RefSeq, a predicted model, not a curated record